Cylas formicarius (sweet potato weevil) is the source of this 3909-nucleotide messenger RNA. RefSeq names its product semaphorin-5B. Lineage: Eukaryota; Metazoa; Arthropoda; Insecta; Coleoptera; Brentidae. The record is from RefSeq and is a predicted model, not a curated record. Gene Ontology annotation, molecular function: semaphorin receptor binding; chemorepellent activity. Bases 324 to 3434 code for a protein of 1036 amino acids. Gene Ontology annotation, biological process: positive regulation of cell migration; axon guidance; neural crest cell migration. The transcript has 8 exons.
UGAAGCGAAGUUUUGCGCGGUACUGGUCUAUAACGAUGUAAUUUAUCUGAAACAACCUUACCCCAAGGUCGUUCAUUAAUCUCUGUAAUUUUUGAGGCAUCUGUUUUGAGUUUUUCGCACUUCGCUUGUUUGCAGUCACACUGUGAAGUUGGAAAGUGCUCGGUGUGUUAGUUGCGGCUAUUUAGUCGAUUAUUUGCGAAUUUUGUAGCAGAUUUUUCGAUGCGUUGGAAAGUUGGACAAUGUUUUGCUGCCUCCCUACUUCUCGUGCGGAAGAGUGACCUCUUACAAUGCUGCCUAUAGAUCUUUUUGCUUAAAAUGCCAGAAUGUCAGUAAAUGGCAUACCGUUGCGCUUAUCGAUAAUUUUAAUCGGCUUCCAAUUGGCAGUAGCUGUUUACGACUUUCGUCAUAUUUCGUACACAGAUCUGCAUUCGUCGGUUCAUCGCUUUUCUCCGGAAGGCGUUACGUCGUAUUCCCAAAUUCUCUUCGACAUAUCGAGGAACCAAGUGUUCGUCGGCGCUAGGGAUGUGUUAUACAGGCUGUCCCUAUCGACGCUCGACUUAUUCGAAGCCGCUCACUGGGAAGCGCCCCAGAAUAAAAUCUAUUCCUGCAUAUAUAAAGGACAGACGGAAGAGAACUGCCACAAUUAUAUAAAAAUAUUGCUUACUAAUGGCAGACAAAUAUUCGCGUGCGGAACAAACGCGUUUGCGCCGCAGUGCUCAUGGAGAGAGAUCGACAAUAUAUCGAAGGUCACGGAAUUAGUGGACGGGAUCGCCAAGUGUCCUUACAAUCCGGCAGCUAGCGUAACGGGAUUCAUUUCGGACAAUUCGGAGUACUAUUUCGGCGGUACCACCGACUUUUCCAGUUCCGACGCGUUGAUCUCGAAAAGCGUCUACGGCCAACCGACAUUAAGGACCAAACAGUACAACAGUUUCUGGCUCAACGAUCCUCAGUUCGUCGGUUCGUUCGAAACGUCGCAGUUCGCGUAUUUCUUCUUCAGAGAAACCGCCGUCGAGUACAUAAACUGCGGCAAAGUCGUAUAUUCGCGCAUUGCCCGCGUGUGCAAAAACGACCAAGGCGGUCACACCAUGCUCAAAGACAACUGGACGACUUUCGUCAAAGCGCGGCUCAAUUGCUCGGCUAGCGGCGAUUAUCCGUUCUAUUAUAACGAAAUUCAAAGCGUCGCUUACGUACCCGAACAGGAUAUAGUAUACGCGACUUUUACUACACCUUCGAAUAGCGUAGCAGGUUCGGCUGUGUGCGCUUUUAAUAUGAGCGCUAUUCAUGACGCAUUUAACGGUCCUUUUAAGUACCAACCCGAUAUGGGAAGCGCGUGGACGCACCACGACGUCCCUAAUCGGGACCAUUUGGAUUGCAAGGCGUCCAAACAUAAUUUGUUAGAAACCGUACGUUAUCAGUUAAUGGACGGGGCGGUACAAGCGGCGACGUUAGACCCUUUGCACGUCGCAGAGUUGGAAAGAUUCACUCAUAUUACCGUCGACGUCGUUACCACUAAACAACACGAGUUGGUACACGUGAUCUACGUUGCCACACAAGUGGGUGUCGUUAAAAAACUCGCGUUUCACACGAAGAGCAAAGUAACGUGCGUGGUGGAAGUCUGGCAAACUACAUCGGAUUCCCAAACGAUUAAAAAUAUGCAGUUUUUGAAGGAGACAAAUUCCGUUUACGUGACGACCGAUAACGGAUUGAUGAGGAUACCGGCGAAUCACUGCAGAAGACAUUCUUCGAAAGAGAGCUGCGUCAACGCGAUGGAUCCGUAUUGCGGAUGGAACGAAAUCGAAGAUACUUGCACGACCGCACCGAGAGGUGAGCCGCACCAUAAGUUUUGGAAGCAGAAAGCUAACGCCUGUCCGGUAUUGGAUACCCCAAUCAACGGCGGUUGGAGUAGUUGGUCGGAAUGGAUCACGUGCUAUCAUCGGAUAUCAUCCGAGAUGGAUUAUUCGGCAGAUCAGUGUCAAUGUCAGACGCGACAAUGCAAUAAUCCAGCACCCGCGAACAACGGCUUGCCUUGCGAAGGCUUGGCCGUCGCCGUGACCAACUGUACCGUACACGGCGGUUGGUCCGAUUGGUCCGCUUGGUCGGCUUGUUCGGCCAGUUGCGGAACCGCCGUUAAGACCAGAUCUCGCACCUGCACCAAUCCCGCACCCGCCUUUGGGGGGAGGGUAUGCGUUGGGCAAGAUAGAAUUGAAGCAUUUUGUUCGGAAAUACCGCCUUGUCCUGCACAGCCGGUCGACGGUGGGUGGAGUUCGUGGUCGGUAUGGUCGGCCUGUUCCGCAAAUUGUGGCGGCUACAAAAUUCGCCAGAGGAAAUGCGACAAUCCGCCGCCCAAAAACGGCGGGCAACAUUGUAGAGGGAACGACGUCGAAUACGAAAAAUGCAACGAGAGUUUAUGCGCCGAGCAAAAGAAAACGCACAUGACCGAAUGGAUCACCGACUACAAUAUCUCCAACAACGGUUUCCACCAACGGAGAUAUAAGAUUACGUGUAAAGCGCCCACCAGGCACGCCCAUCAAAUAAAAAUGACCGUUAAAGAUGAGACGCAAGUGUGUUUGUCCAAUAAGCAAUGCGAAUCAGAAGACGAGCAGAUCGGUUGGAGUCCGUGGACGAAUUGGAGCAAAUGUCCGGUGAAUUGUGGUGGAGGGACACAGUUCAGAACGCGAUUCUGUCUCAAGGGUAGAAGUUGUUCCGGCACCUCUACGGAAACGCGUGACUGCAACAAGCACGCCUGCGAGGACAGUUGGGGAUGUUGGUCCGAAUGGUCCCCGUGCAAUGUCUCUUGCGGAUGGGGCGUAAAGACCCGAUACAGGGAAUGUUUGGGGCACAACUGCAGGGGUGUGGCGCAACAAGAACAGCCAUGUCAAGACCAGCCGUGCGAGAAUAUCUUAGGCUGGGGCAAUUGGACCGAAUGGUCUUUAUGCGACGACAACAACGAGCAACAUAGGAAGCGUACGUGUUACACGCAAAACCCGGGGCCUCAGAUGUGUCAAGGCAAUUCGGUACAAACAAGAAUGUGUGUAGGAAACAUACUUACCAACGAAAUAAAUGCCAUGGGUGUGCAAAUAGACGACUGCUCCUGCACAUCGACGGCCUUGUCGUUAUUCUUUCUGGGUAUCAUAAUCGGACUGCUGCCGGGUGUGAUAUGCCUGUUGUGUCACAUAUUUAAGAAGAAAAAAAAUCGAAUACCUAGCUCUCCGCAUUAUAUAACGAAAGAAAAUACCUACAUGCGCGUGCCAAGGCGGGAGAAGAAGCUAUCGGGAUCCCCGACGAUCUACAGUGGCGGCGCAAACGGGACGUUGAAGUCGAUAAAGGCGAAAUUCGAUUUUGAAAACAUACCGACGUUAAAAAGGCAAAGCAAUGAAAUGAAAAACGGCCACGCCAAACAGUACUGCGACAAUGACAAAUAUUUAUACGAAUAAUUCGACUGAUUAGUUUUAAGUUUUAUUUAUGUGAUACGGGGGGGUUUCGUAGAUUAGAAAUCGACGCCAUUCCUAAUCCAAACUCUGCGUUUGAAAAAUAGUUUUUCCUCGUUAUCUACCUCUUUUAUCGCUUAUCGAAAAAUGUCUCCCAUUCGCGAUACCAGCGGCAGCUAUUUCAGAUCAGCGCUCGUAUUCGAAGCGCAAUUCUUCGCGUAUAUAUGCAAUAAUGUUUAUUUUACUAACAAUAACAUAUGUACCUGCCUAAUAUUUCCUUUUCUGUCUAUUUAAGUGCGUAAACGCGACAUUAUCGUUGCACUUUGCCAUAUUAUUGCAUAAGAUAUAUAUUUUUUCUGUAGUAUAUUUUUGAUUUUUCGAAAUUUUAUUAACCAAUCGAUUUUAUUAAAAGACUUGUAAAUAAUCUAUCCCUCAUAUUGAGGCGCGAUUAAUGAUGAAUAUUGUAUAUUGUCAUGAAAUA